Messenger RNA from Acaulospora colombiana, 682 nucleotides. Lineage: Eukaryota; Fungi; Glomeromycota; Glomeromycetes; Diversisporales; Acaulosporaceae. The record is from the annotation of a GenBank genome assembly.
CGAAGGUUCAAAAUCUCCCGGAAAAUCUGAUAAUCGUUCUCCUGCAGGUGAGGACGAAAGCAAGCAAAUAACGGCUGAUGAUAACAAUAAGACGAAUAAAUUAGAAUCAGAAGGUCAAUCUCGUUCUUCAAAGCGUCAAACAAAAUCACCUUCUGUCAAGCUACUUCACUUGAGGCAUAAAGUCCAAAGAUUGGUGUUAAAAAAUCCUGAAUUUGAGGAGAGCAAGAUCGGAAAAGUUAUGAGGAAAAUUGCGGAGCUAAAAAUUGAACCCGAUAACUAUAAUAUUAUAGGUAGAAGCGAAGAAUUGAUUAAGAAGUGGAAAUGUUUAUUGGAUACACCAACAACCCUUGAAGGUACUGAAGAGGAGGCUUCACCAAAGAUGGCUCAAACGGAAGGUGAAUCUCCUCAGAAUGAGGAAACUGUCAAAUAUGAAGAAAACAGUCAAGCCAUUAAAACCGGGAAGGAACCCGAGAAUAAGAAAGAAGAACAAGAUCGCGCUGAAAACAGUGAAGGUAAUUUUGCCAAGGAGAUAUCUUCUAUGGAUGUUGACCCAGUUGAACCUCGUGUGGAAGAGGAAAAGCACGUUACUGAAGAAAACAUUGUUACGAACGAUCCCCCAUCUACCGCUAAUGGUCAAGGGGGGCCCACUAACGAGAAUGAAGUUCAUACUAAAACUGAUUAG